Molecule: messenger RNA, 1386 nt
Organism: Merops nubicus (carmine bee-eater)
Lineage: Eukaryota; Metazoa; Chordata; Aves; Coraciiformes; Meropidae
Product: transmembrane protease serine 11E-like
Exons: 10
Coding region: 1-1386 (461 amino acids)
Biological process (GO): proteolysis
Cellular component (GO): extracellular region; plasma membrane
Molecular function (GO): serine-type endopeptidase activity
Source: RefSeq, a predicted model, not a curated record
AUGGGGAUUGAGUGCACCCUCAGCAAGCUGGCAGAUGACACUGAGCUGUGUGGUGCAGUUGGCACAUCUGAGGGAUGGUAUGUCAUCCAGAGGGACCUAGACGAAGUUGAGAGAAUUCAUGAACCAGUGAUCAAAAUAAGACAUCUUGAGCCCUGGAAAAUUGCUCUAAUUGUUAUUGGAACAGCAGUGGCAGCAGCUAUCACCGUUGGUCUUCUAGUUUAUUUUCUGGCAUAUGAUCAGAAGCUGUUCUAUUACAGCAGCAACGUGAAAAUCACCAACAUCCGGUACAAUGACGAGUUGUCCAGACAGGCCUCAGGAAGGUUUAGAGACUUGAGCGAGAGGGUUGAGAGACUGAUCGACAAGACAUUUUACAAUUCCAUUUUAAGGAAAAAAUACAUCCGUUCACGCUUAAUCAGAGUGAGCCCAGAUGCUGACGGUGUGAUGGCAGAGGCUUUGCUCACAUUCUGGUUCUCCUCCACGGAUUCUAGAGAAGCAUUGCGAGAAAGAGUUGAAAGGAUCUUACGGAGGGGCCUGAAAAAAUACAGAGGGCCCCUGAGAAUAAAUGUCAGAUCUUCUACCAUCUCAAAUGUGGAGACGAAAAGAGCAGAAGCCCUCUUCAAUGACAUCUGUGGGCUACGGCAGAACAGAUCAGUCAAGUCGAUGGCAAAAUCGACGUCGCUGCGAAUAGUCGGCGGACUGUCUUCUGCAGAGAGCGGGGACUGGCCCUGGCAGGCCAGCCUGCAGUACAACAACAUCCACCGCUGCGGUGCCACCCUCAUCAGCAACACCUGGCUUGUGUCUGCAGCUCACUGCUUCAGAGACAUGAGUCACCCUCAGAAGUGGACUGCUACUUUUGGAGCACUUUUGAAGCCACCAAGCUUGAAACGAUCAAUCAAGACUAUUAUUAUUCACGAAAGCUACCACUACCCAGAACAUGAUUAUGACAUUGCACUUGUGCAGCUCUCUAAACGAGUUGAGUUUACGACUAGCAUACACCGUGUUUGCCUGCCUGAGCCUUCCCAAACUUUCCCGUACAACACUUACGCUGUCAUCACAGGCUGGGGAGCACUUACCAAUGACGGUCCAGCUCCAAAUGCUCUUCAGGAAGCAACAGUGAAACUUAUCGACUCGAAAACUUGCAACAGAGAAGAAGUGUAUGGCGGGGACAUAACACCCAGGAUGCUGUGUGCAGGAUACUUGGAGGGAGGAGUAGAUGCUUGUCAGGGGGACUCUGGGGGACCACUGGUUACUCCAGACUCUAGAUUGAUGUGGUACCUCGUGGGAAUAGUGAGCUGGGGAGAUGAAUGUGCCAAACCAAAUAAACCUGGAGUUUACACACGAGUGACUUACUUCCGUGACUGGAUUACCACAAAAACUGGCAUCUAA